CACUGUCCACUCGUGGAUGUACGUCGAGGUCGCAGCCAGUCGCUGUUGUCGCGACCUCGCGAUUGAAUGAAACUUGACCUUGUCCUGCUUCAACAUCUAUUUCUUUCGAAAGCCGUAUCUCACGAAAGCCACCUAUUCGGGUUGUUUAUACAAUUCCCCUCCCGACUGUUACCUUACCCGGCGCACAUCCUGCCCAGCUGCUACUGGACCAUCAUCCGCAAGCGCCAUGGAGGAAUCCUCCUACAACAACCACGCCGGCUACUAUGGUCGGCCGGCAGCUCCUCACCCUUCAGCAAACACAUCGGCCGACAUUACACCAAUUCGUGGCGGAACACCCAACACAGACGGCAUCGCCAAUCCGUUCAAUGACACAGUAUCCUCGCGACAUAACCCAUUUGCCAGCCCAAGCGUCUCCCGGCCAGGCUCGUCCUAUACCACAUCCAACGGCGGAUAUAGCAGCCGCCACAAUGGCCAACGAUUCUUCCAUUCAAGACGAAUUCCAAAGGGAGUCGAAAGUGAGAAACCUUGGCUCGGCAAGAAGGACAGCAAGGAGAAGUGGGUGACCAUAUUCCCCAUCCUGGGUAUCCUAGCCGGGUUGGGAAUAUCUGCUUUCCUGGUCUGGGACGGCAUCAACAGUGUUGUGCAACAUAAUUAUUGUCCCGUCAUGGAUGAGGACUUCUCAGGUGGCCUGGACAGCUCCAUCUGGACAAAGGAAGUUGAAGUCGGCGGUUUUGGCAAUGGCGAGUUCUGCCAAACUACAGGUGGUGACGACAAUGUCUUUCUCGAGAAUGGUGUGCUCACGAUUCGUGCGAGUCUGCAGGAUGAAGACAAGGUGGAAAAGGACACUUUGAUCGACCUUUUGAAGGACGGGACUUGCACUUCUGACAAAUUCUCGGCUUGCGUUGCCAGAACCAAUACCACAGCUGGCAAUGCUAGCAUCGUUCCGCCGACAAGGUCAGGGCGAAUCAACACCAAGAAGGGCGCCACCAUCAAGUACGGCCGUGUCGAGGUGACAGCCAAGUUGCCCAAGGGCGACUGGCUAUGGCCGGCCAUCUGGAUGAUGCCUGUCAAAGACACGUACGGUGCGUGGCCCGCAUCUGGUGAGAUUGACAUUAUGGAGAGUCGAGGCAACAACUACACUUACGCGCAGGGCGGCAACAACAUCAUCUCCUCCGCCCUCCACUGGGGGCCCGACCCGGCAAACGACGCAUGGUGGCGGACCAACAACAAGAACCAGAUUCUGCGUGGCGCAUAUUCCGAUGACUUCAACACGUUUGGUCUCGAGUGGUCACAAAAGUAUCUCUUCACCUAUGUCAACUCGCGCCUCUUGCAAGUCAUGUACACGAACUUCAAGAAACCCAUGUGGGAGCGCGGAGACUUUCCUCCCGCACGGAUGAACGGAACGAGGGUAGAGGACAUUUGGUCCCAGACCGGCAACAGCAACACGCCCUUUGACCAGGAGUUCUACUUGAUCCUCAACCUGGCUGUGGGUGGCACAAAUGGCUGGUUCGAGGACGGCAAGAGCGGCAAGCCGUGGAUGAACGAGAGCCCCAACGCCCGGAAAGAUUUCUGGAAUGCUAGGGGACAGUGGCUGGAGACGUGGGAGCGGCCACAGAUGGAGGUCAAGAAAGUGGUCAUGCUGCAGCAAUGCGACGGAAACGAGGAGCUCUAACCAGUAACUCCCGCAUAUCUAUCUUGUUUUUUCUGUAUCUUUGAGCAUGGCAAUUGGACAUGGCGUUAUCUGGUCGAAACGACUGGCUCAUAAGUAAUUAUGCUCUCGGGACGCAAUUAUCGCCAAGUAAACAGCCGUACAUAUACGACGG
Emericellopsis atlantica is the source of this 1823-nucleotide messenger RNA. RefSeq names its product glucan 1,3-beta-glucosidase. Gene Ontology annotation, biological process: carbohydrate metabolic process. The transcript has 2 exons. Lineage: Eukaryota; Fungi; Ascomycota; Sordariomycetes; Hypocreales; Bionectriaceae. Gene Ontology annotation, molecular function: hydrolase activity, hydrolyzing O-glycosyl compounds. The record is from RefSeq and is a predicted model, not a curated record. Bases 227 to 1672 code for a protein of 481 amino acids.